CAACUAAAAUGGAUAGGGGACUCAAAAACCUCUCUAUCUAACCCACAUAACAUAAACUAAAAACAUGGCAACACUCUCUACUUUCACUUGUUUAAAUUCAACAAUUCCCACUCUCAAUUCUCAAACAAUUCAAUCUCACUCUCAUUCACUUCCUCUAAAAAACCUUCAUUUCAAUUCCCAUGCACAGUUUCCCACUUCAAACAAGAGCCUAAAGGGUAACCAGAAACCAUUUUUGCAAAAGCUAAAAUCAGUUGAAGGAGAUACCCAACAAGAAACAGAGACACCAUUACAGGAACAAGCUGAAGAACAACCACAACAAACUGUGUCUGUUCCUGUCUCUUCUACUGACACUCUUACCAUGUUUUUUCAGGCAGAGGGAACAAUGAAUGAAGCUGCUAUUCCUACUGUCACCAAGGCUUUAGAGGGAUCUGAGGGCAUUUCAGACUUGAGGGUUCAAGUUGUAGAGGGUAUUGCUAGUGUUCAGUUGACAAAAGGAACUACUGUGCAAGCAACAGGAGUGGCUUCUAGUUUGGUUGAGCUUAUACAAGGUUCGGGUUUCAAGUUGCAGACAUUGAAUUUGAGUUUUGCAGAUGCGGAAGAUGCCGCUCUUGUUUAGAUCAUGCAGUUUUUGUAAUCUGGUUAACCAAGUAACAAUUGUACCUUCUACAUUGCAUCUUCUGUGGCUUCCAUGUAUUCCAAAUGCAUUUACUUGGUAAGAUUUUACAUAUAUAUGUCAACAAAUUCUGAGUUAAA
Mercurialis annua (annual mercury) is the source of this 753-nucleotide messenger RNA. RefSeq lists its product as uncharacterized. Bases 65 to 616 code for a protein of 183 amino acids. Lineage: Eukaryota; Viridiplantae; Streptophyta; Magnoliopsida; Malpighiales; Euphorbiaceae. Gene Ontology annotation, cellular component: chloroplast. The record is from RefSeq and is a predicted model, not a curated record. The transcript has 4 exons.